GCCGGGAAGGCGCGCGGGGCAGGCCGGGAGUGCCCGCAGCGAGCUCGGGGCGGCGGGGCGGCAGCGGCGGGGCGGCAGCGGCGGGAUGUGGUACGAGAUCCUGCCCGGCAUGGCCAUCAUGGGCAUCUGCCUCAGCAUCCCCGGCCUCUCCACCCUCUACAUGCACCGCUGGUGCAACGGCGGCAAGGAGAAGAGGAUCGCCCGGUUCCCCUACCAGUGGACCCUGAUGGAGAGGGACAGGCGGAUCUCGGGCACCAACAAGUACUACGUGUCCAAGGGCCUGGAGAACAUAGACUAAAGUAGCGGCACUUUGAAGAAUCCACCUAUCUAUAUAAAAAUGAUUUAACUCUAUAGUAAAGAUAUACAUCUAUUCAA
Messenger RNA from Falco peregrinus (peregrine falcon), 375 nucleotides. It is a transcript of the gene NDUFA1, whose product is annotated as NADH:ubiquinone oxidoreductase subunit A1. Bases 86 to 298 code for a protein of 70 amino acids. Lineage: Eukaryota; Metazoa; Chordata; Aves; Falconiformes; Falconidae. The record is from RefSeq and is a predicted model, not a curated record. The transcript has 3 exons.